CCAAUCAAUCAAGAAAAAAUUUAGAAAAAGAAGGAAAUUAAAAAAAAGAAAAAGAAAAAAGGUGUGAGACGACAAGUUGGACUGAAUUGACCUUGAAUAAGGGGUGUCAUACGAUUCAAUGUUUGGGUCUUUCUUCAUUCUUCAACAAACCCAUUUAUUCAGCUCGCGCCAUUCUCCGGCCACCGUCGCCGACGGAGCGCCGUUUUUCCGAUAAUAUCCUCUGAAAGGUGGGUGCUUGUGACCAUCCAUGGAUAAAGUCUUCCACAAGCUCCGCAAUUUGGACGCAUACCCCAAAGUCAAUGAAGAUUUUUACAGUCGCACGCUCGCCGGCGGCGUCGUCACUGUCGUCUCCGCUGCCGUCAUGUUCUUCCUCUUCUUUUCGGAGCUAAGAUUAUACCUAUACACAGUCACAGAGAGUAAGCUUUUGGUGGAUACUUCAAGAGGGGAAAACUUGCAUAUCAAUUUUGAUGUCACUUUUCCUUCUGUUCGAUGUUCAAUACUCAGUUUGGACGCAAUGGAUAUUAGUGGCGAGCAGCAUAUUGAUAUACGACAUAAUAUAGUGAAGAAAAGAAUCGAUGCAAAUGGUAAUGUGAUAGAAGCAAAGAAGGAUGGAAUUGGUGCACCAAAGAUUGAGAGGCCCUUACAGAAACAUGGUGGCAGACUUGGACAUGAUGAAAAGUAUUGUGGGUCAUGUUUUGGUGCGGAAGAGUCAGAUGACCAAUGUUGUAAUUCUUGUGAAGAAGUGCGUGAAGCAUAUAGGAAAAAGGGCUGGGCACUGUCAAAUAUGGAUUUGAUUGACCAGUGUCAAAGAGAGGGUUAUGUACAGAGGGUAAAGGAUGAAGAAGGUGAAGGAUGCAAUAUUCAUGGAUCACUUGUCAUUAAUAAAGUGGCAGGAAAUUUUCAUUUUGCAACUGGGAAGAGCUUUCUUCAUUCUGCUAUCUUUUUGACUGAUCUGCUUGCUUUACAAGAUAAUCAUUAUAAUAUAAGUCAUCAGAUCAACAAAUUAAGUUUUGGUGAUCAUUUCCCUGGAUUGGUAAACCCUCUCGACAGGGCAAAAUGGGUGCAAGGACCAACUCAUGGCAUGUACCAGUAUUUCAUAAAGGUGGUCCCAACAAUAUACACAGACAUUAGAGGUCAUGUUAUCCAUUCGAAUCAGUAUUCUGUGACCGAGCAUUUCAAGAGUUCAGAGCUGGGUGCUGCAAUUCCUGGAGUUUUCUUCUUUUAUGACAUAUCUCCAAUCAAGGUCAACUUUAAAGAGGAACAUAUUCCUUUUUUACAUUUCCUGACCAAUGUUUGUGCAAUUAUUGGAGGUAUAUUCACUGUUGCGGGAAUAGUAGAUUCAUCGAUAUAUUAUGGUCAGAGAACAAUAAAAAGGAAGAUGGAGCUUGGCAAAUAUACAUGAUGUGAUCACAUCCUACGUGGGUCAUCUAACUGAGUCUGCUUUCUUGACGUUCAUGGUUGGCUGGUGCAUUGAGUAUCGUUUAUAAUGCGAUCUCAUAUGCACGUAAUGCCAAGAUUAAGCAGAGCUGAUGAACGAGGUGUAUUUUUUGGAUCAUGAUUUACCCCUUCAUGUGUAGCAAUUUCAAUUCAGUUGCUACUUUGGUGCCUUUUUUUCCAUGUACGGAUGAAUAUGAGGAAUGCAAAGAGUUGGAAUUUUUUGCUAUUUUUGCUGCAUAAUAUGUGACAUGAUCAUGGAUAACAUACGGUUCUUUUAUUGCUCUAUGCUGUAAUCUUGCGAAGAUUUUCAUGGAAAUUGAAGAAAUUGAACCGGUUAAGUUAGGAU
Messenger RNA from Abrus precatorius (Indian licorice), 1783 nucleotides. RefSeq names its product endoplasmic reticulum-Golgi intermediate compartment protein 3-like. The transcript is spliced from 13 exons. Bases 248 to 1402 code for a protein of 384 amino acids. Gene Ontology annotation, cellular component: COPII-coated ER to Golgi transport vesicle; endoplasmic reticulum. The record is from RefSeq and is a predicted model, not a curated record. NCBI's taxonomy places the organism in Eukaryota, Viridiplantae, Streptophyta, Magnoliopsida, Fabales, Fabaceae.